Molecule: messenger RNA, 1962 nt
Organism: Cimex lectularius (bed bug)
Lineage: Eukaryota; Metazoa; Arthropoda; Insecta; Hemiptera; Cimicidae
Product: thymidylate synthase
Exons: 5
Coding region: 315-1256 (313 amino acids)
Biological process (GO): dTMP biosynthetic process
Cellular component (GO): mitochondrion; cytosol
Molecular function (GO): thymidylate synthase activity
Source: RefSeq, a predicted model, not a curated record
UAUUACUCGAGAGUACCUAAAGAAGAUAAUGAAGAAUGUUCAGGAUCCAACCUGGAAAGGAUUUCAAACAAGACGUCCCUCAGUUCUAGAAGGCCGAUCUGACUGACUACUUUAUCCAUUUUGAGGCUGUUUUCUCAAGGAGUAAUGCUAUACUAAGUUCUAUUAGUAGACAACCUGUACAUGGAAGUCUUGGGCUCUAAGGAUCAUUAGUCUUCGUUUUGAUAAAAUCUGAAACUGAGAGAGCAUCCUCCACAUGAGAAUUAUGAUGACCUGUCACAGGAUGCAUGUUCUUCGACAGUGGUUCCUGGCAGUAGAUGAACACAGCUACAACAAAUUUUCAGACGAAGAAGCAAAAGAAGAGCAAGCAAAACAUGGUCCUACAAGAGGUCAAUUCAGAUGAAAUGCAAUAUUUGAGCUUGGUGAGGAAAAUUAUCGAAGAAGGUGCAACUAAGAAAGACCGAACAGGCGUCGGUGUGAAAUCAAUUUUCGGUGCACAAAUGAGAUUCUCAUUGAGAAAUGGUGUUUUUCCUCUACUCACCACAAAAAAAGUGUUUUCUAGGGGUAUAUUUUUGGAAUUACUUUGGUUUAUUAGGGGUUCAACAAACGCUAAAGAAUUGAGCGAACAGAAUGUUCACAUAUGGGAUGCAAACAGCUCAAAGGAAUUCCUUGAAUCAGUAGGACUCCAUGAUCGUGAAGAGGGGGAUCUUGGGCCUGUUUAUGGAUUUCAGUGGAGGCAUUUCGGAGCCGAUUAUAAAGACAUGCACACAGAUUACACAGGACAAGGUGUCGACCAAUUAAUGGCUGUAAUAAACACUAUUAAAACCAAUCCCAAUGACCGAAGGAUGAUUAUGUGCGCCUGGAAUCCUAUGCAUUUAGACAAGAUGGCUCUACCCCCUUGCCAUUGUUUGGUACAAUUUUAUGUUGCAAAUGGCGAAUUAUCUUGCCAGCUGUAUCAGAGAUCGGCAGACAUGGGCUUAGGAGUUCCAUUUAACAUUGCAAGCUAUGCUCUUUUAACAUACAUGAUUGCUCAUGUUACAAAUCUCAAGCCUGGAGAUUUCAUCCAUACGCUUGGUGAUGCACACGUUUAUUUGAACCACGUAGAGGCCCUGAAAACGCAAUUAGAUCGAGUGCCAUAUGAAUUUCCUACGUUAAAGUUUGCUCGUGAAGUUACAGAUAUUACCGAUUUUAAAUAUGAAGACAUCGUAAUUGAGAAUUACAAAUGUCAUCCAACUAUUAAAAUGCCAAUGGCUGUGUAAAUGUUUUUUAAAUGUAUUGUUUCCAGGUAUUUUUUCUCUAAAAAUACAAAAAAUUCUAAAUACCAACUAAAAGUUAUGUUUAUUUUUCCAAAGAAGGGCCCGAUAAAUUAGUUUAUGAAAGUUCAGCCAGGACUUAUCGGCCCUGAACCCUUUUGUGACAUACCAAAUUGCAAAAAUGUACAUCCAUGACAGGUUAAGAAUAAGAACUCAGUUCAAUGUACCACAGGGCAUGUGAAAAAGUUAAUCAAAGGACUAAACGGCACAACUACUAAAUCUAGGACAUAUUAAGACUUAAAUUAGUGCAACGGCUGGAGGCAUAUGCACUCAAAGCGGCAGAUAUAUGCAGGUUGAAGACAAAACAUUGGAAUACCCUGUUGGGGCAAAUGCUGCAGGAUUCCUACUCCUGGGUGAAGAAAAGUCCUAAAGGAUACAAACUUAACAAAUCUUUGGAAUUUGCUCAAAAGUCUUAACACGAUCAAUGCAGUUUUAAAUUGUACAUUGGCUAUAAAAUAAUGUGAACUAUAUGGUAAAACAAGGAAUAAAUUUGUUUAAAAACAAAUUAAUAAUAACAAUUAAUAUAUUUAUGGUUUUUAUGUACAUAUAAAAGGUAGAGUUUUUCUCUGUUUGUCACUUGAUAAAAAGCUUAUUCAGAAGUACAUGUAGAUAAGUAUUUCAUGGAGAAUAAAAAAAAAAAAAAAAAAAAAAA